Daphnia magna is the source of this 591-nucleotide messenger RNA. RefSeq names its product U6 snRNA-associated Sm-like protein LSm1 (gene LSm1). Gene Ontology annotation, cellular component: Lsm1-7-Pat1 complex; P-body. Gene Ontology annotation, molecular function: RNA cap binding. The transcript has 3 exons. The record is from RefSeq and is a predicted model, not a curated record. Gene Ontology annotation, biological process: deadenylation-dependent decapping of nuclear-transcribed mRNA. NCBI's taxonomy places the organism in Eukaryota, Metazoa, Arthropoda, Branchiopoda, Diplostraca, Daphniidae. Bases 111 to 524 code for a protein of 137 amino acids.
UAAGCAGACGAAUUGACGCAUGCCAUUUCAUAAGAUACGCAUGCACUCUUGACCCAUCAAACUGCACGUCUAGCACGAGUAUUGUUUUAAAGGCUCAUGAAAUAUCGAAAAUGAAUGUCGCUUCAUUACCGGGAACGGCGACUUUGCUGGAAGAUUUGGACAAAAAGGUCAUAGUAGUACUCCGCGAUGGACGAACUUUAAUAGGAUAUCUCAGAAGUGUUGAUCAGUUUGCCAACUUAGUUUUACAUCGAACUAUCGAGAGGAUUCAUGUUGGAAAAGAAUAUGGGGAUAUUCCAAGAGGAGUAUUUAUUGUUCGAGGAGAGAAUGUUGCCCUGUUGGGUGAAAUUGACUUGGAAAAAGAAGAAAGAAUUCCUCUUACACAAGUUGGUGUUGAAGAUAUCCUUGAAGCCCAAAGACUAGAACAAGAAGAAAAACAGGCCAAGGAAAAAGUAAGACUGAAGAGACUUAAAGAACUAGGACUACAGUCCACUGUUGCAGAUUACACUCAUGAUGAUGCUUUUUAGUUAUGAAGCUUGUGAAAAUUGUUUUGAUUCGUGACAGGGAAAACAAAUAAACGAUUCCUUUUGUAUA